AUGGCGGCUAUCAUCUACUUGUUAGGUGAAGGAGCUCAGCUGAAGACUGAUCGUUUCGGCAUGCUUCCUAUCCAUGAUGCCGUGGUGAACCAGCACAACGACAUCAAGGAAGUGCUCAGUCAGCUCGACCUCAAGUGUGACGGUGGUGUGUGUUAUCUCUCCCCUGAGAAUGAGGAAGCUUUGAAGGAGCAGGUGAAGAACACUAACAUCUCUCUGACCCCUGAGGAUUUGGAAACUAAGAUGACUCAGGUCUUCUCUAUCAUCAUCAAGGAAGGUGUACUCGCUGCCGGCUCUCUUUGGCAAGAGAUUGUUUACUACUUUGCUGAGCUCGGCCUUCACCCCAGCUACUUCAAGCACUUCACCAGUGCUCAGAUUGCCAGACACCUUCAUUGCCUUAUCGCUGCUAAGAAGGUUGCUCAGGCUACUGAGUCUGACUAUAUCCAUUUCGAGAUUGAGGAUGCGGAUUCGGCUUUCUAUCUCACCACUAUGGAGCCUGAGAAGGUCGCCAUCACUGAUGCCAAGGUUGCCGAGUACAUCAACACUGCUCAGGAUUGUGGCUUCUCGUGUCAAGUUCGAGGACAUGAUGGAUGA
This is a messenger RNA of Perkinsus marinus ATCC 50983, 591 nucleotides long. RefSeq lists its product as hypothetical. The record is from RefSeq and is a predicted model, not a curated record. The transcript is spliced from 2 exons. Lineage: Eukaryota; Perkinsozoa; Perkinsida; Perkinsidae. The coding region runs from base 1 to 591 and encodes 196 amino acids.